Pomacea canaliculata is the source of this 561-nucleotide messenger RNA. RefSeq names its product neuropilin-1-like. Lineage: Eukaryota; Metazoa; Mollusca; Gastropoda; Architaenioglossa; Ampullariidae. Gene Ontology annotation, molecular function: serine-type endopeptidase activity. The record is from RefSeq and is a predicted model, not a curated record. The transcript has 5 exons. Bases 1 to 561 code for a protein of 186 amino acids.
AUGAAUUUAGAAUUGCAAGUGGAAAAUAAUCUCUUGGUGGUGGUGUUCCACAGUGACUACUCUGUAACAGGACGAGGGUUUAACCUCGUGUACAGUGUAGUUCAAGCUGAUCAGCCAGGUGCCACAGGAGAUCAAAACUUAGUGCCGUUCACAAGUCCUUCUGUCAGUACCUCUAUAACAACUCGCUUCAUAAUACCGCAGAUUGAGACCAUCGACGUCUUCUACCCACAGACGGGAAGCAGUGGGAUCAUAAAAAGUCCCGGCUUCCCUUCCAGCUACACCAACAAACUUGACACGACCUCUGUCGUGUCGCUGGACCCCACCCGCCCUCAGCUUGUGACCUUCACCUUCGACACCUUUGACCUGGAGCUGUGCGAUGACUGUCAGUGUGACUGGCUGGAAAUCGACGUGGAUCCCGCGCAACGCUUCUGCGGCGACGUCCUCGACAAAAAGAGCUUGACUGUCCUUGUUCAGAAAGGUUCUCUGGAGGUGAAGUUCCAUAGCGACUACAGCAUCACAGGACGUGGCUUCUUAGCGACGUACUCAGCGGUCAGUGCCUGA